AUGAAGCUAUCUACUGCUCUUGUGCUACUUGGUUCCUCUUCUCUAGCUCUAGCAUUAUCCGCUGAUGACAUUGCUGAAUUAAACGUUAUCCUACAUGAUGUUAGCCAGAAUUCCACAGCUUAUUCAGACUGGAUGCUAAAUAGCGGUCUAGAUAUGCCAAAUGGUGUUAUCCAAAUUUAUUUUGCUGCUCAAGGUGCUACUGAUAUGUCCUUCACUACAUUGUACGAUGGUCUAGAUGCAGCUGAUGUUACUGCUCUAGAAAACAUGGCUACCUCUGCUCCAUGGUAUACUUCUUACCUAUCAUCAGACAUCGCUGCUGCUGUUGCCAAGGCCGAUGCUGAACCUACUGCUGCUACUUCAUCUUCUGCUGCUGCUUCAUCUUCUGCUGCUGCUUCCAGUAGUGCUGUUGCUUCAACUUCUGCUGCUGCUUCCAGUAGUGCAGCUGCUUCAACUUCUGCUGCAGCUGCUUCAGCCUCCGUUGAAGCUGAAUCUUCUGCUGCAUCCAGCGCUACUUCUAAUGCUUCUUCCGAAGCUACUUCCAGCGCUGCCACUUCAGCUACUAACUCAUUAACAGCUGACGAUGCUUCUGCAACUGAUUCUUCUUCUGCUACUGUUUCUGAAUCUGGCUCUGCUACUGUUUCUGAAUCGGAAUCCGGCUCUGUAACUGAUUCUUCUUCUGCUACUGUUUCUGAAUCCGGCUCUGCUUCUGCUGUUGGUUCUUCUUCCGUUACCGUUUCUGAAUCUGCCUCUGUUGUUGGUUCUUCUUCAGCCAUCGCCUCUUCCAUUAACUCUCAAAGUAACAUCACUGCCUCUCAAGAAACUGUUACCAAUACUUUGACUGAUAUCAGCAGCGAAACUACCACUUUCUGUCCAGAAAGUGAUGUCACCACUACUGCUUAUGCUAACUCAACUCAAACUGUCACCGUUUGUGACGAAGUUUGUCAAUCAAAGAAGGCUGCCGAAGCUACCACCACCAUCAACUCACUAACAACUACUACUGUUACUUCAUGUGAUGAAGCUUGUCAUGCUUCUAAGUCUGCUGCCUCUACUGCUACUGUCACCAUCACUUCUUGUGACGAAGUAUGCCACUCUUCUAAGUCUGCUGCUUCUGCUGCUUCCGUUGCUAAAGCUUCCAACACUACUCCAGUUCAAGUCCAAGUUCAAACCUCUGUUGCUUCUACUAAGAGCAUUGCUGUUCAAGACUCCAACAAUGCUAUCAAGCAAUCUGCUGGUCUAGCUGGUCUUCUAGGUGCUGUUGCCAUCUUCUUAUUAUAG
Molecule: messenger RNA, 1275 nt
Organism: Maudiozyma barnettii
Lineage: Eukaryota; Fungi; Ascomycota; Saccharomycetes; Saccharomycetales; Saccharomycetaceae
Exons: 1
Coding region: 1-1275 (424 amino acids)
Source: RefSeq, a predicted model, not a curated record